AUGACUAUCGAAGCCAUGAAAGUUUUUGAAAACUGUUACGGGGUUUAUAAAUUUGAACAAUUCUAUUCAAGAAGAGAUGCUGGGAAUAAUAUUCUUUGUGAAAAUGGAAUAGAAUUUGUAGUGAACAAAACUUCGUCAGUAGUUUGCAAUAUUCUACAAGAAAGUACAACGGGAAUGAUGACGUGUUUUGAAGAAAGUACGUCUAGUGUUGUGAUUUGUGAUGCAGGAUGGGUAAAACUAGGGAAUGGAUGUUAUAUGUUCACUCCAGAUGGAACAAAACACUGGACUUAUGCUAAGACAUUUUGUAAUGGCAUCGGUGGUUACCUAGCAAUAAUAGAAACUUCAGAAGAAGAUGAGUUACUUAAAUCCCAUGUAGCCAUUAUCGAUCCGUAUAAAGAUUACUGGAUUGGAGGUUCUGACUUGGCAACAGAAGGAGUGUUUAUCUGGGAAAAUACUAGUGCCACUGUGAAUUUGCCUACCAGUACUUUGUUUCAAGGAUGGGAACCAGGUCAACCCGAUAACAAUGACGAGAACCAGCAUUGUAUGAUGCUUGCUUACCAACGUAAUUUCAACUGGAAUGAUGCAAAAUGUGACUAUCCUAGAGACUUUGUAUGUGAAAAAAACUGA
This is a messenger RNA of Mytilus trossulus (common blue mussel), 627 nucleotides long. Its product is annotated as perlucin-like protein. The coding region runs from base 1 to 627 and encodes 208 amino acids. The record is from RefSeq and is a predicted model, not a curated record. The transcript has 5 exons. Gene Ontology annotation, molecular function: signaling receptor activity. Lineage: Eukaryota; Metazoa; Mollusca; Bivalvia; Mytilida; Mytilidae.